Messenger RNA from Exaiptasia diaphana, 1513 nucleotides. Its product is annotated as E3 ubiquitin-protein ligase TRIM71-like. The transcript has a single exon. The record is from RefSeq and is a predicted model, not a curated record. Gene Ontology annotation, molecular function: protein binding. Bases 23 to 1513 code for a protein of 496 amino acids. NCBI's taxonomy places the organism in Eukaryota, Metazoa, Cnidaria, Anthozoa, Actiniaria, Aiptasiidae.
ACAAAAUGACACACAAGCUCUAAUGAAGAUUCUACAAGACCGCCAAAACGCUUUGAUUGCUACCUUAGACGGCCUGCUUGCAGAACAAACAACAGCAAAUGAAGACGAGAAAAAAGAAAUCAACGCCAACAUCCAACAAGUCACUGAAUUGAAACAUCAGUGUGAAACAACGGAAGAGAAAAACUUAGAAAAAUUGAUAUUAGAAAGCUACGAAAAUUUACUAGAAGUUUGUAAAACUACAGCGCACAACAAGUCCGUCUUAUCGACCAAACCAGUCAAUAACUCAAGUAUUCGUUUCAUUCCAAACCCGGAAUUUCUUCCCCUAAUGCAAAAAGUCAAACUCGGCGAUGUAGCAGAAAGCGUGACAGAUCCGUCAUGUUGUUCUAUGCACUCUUCAACAAAGAUCAGAUGUGGUUUUAUCAAUGAAGUUCUUGUUUUGACAAAAAAUUCACAAGGAAAUGCAUGCCACACCAGUAAAGGAAUGAUUGAUGUUCAAAUCCAAGAUGUCGACGGCAACAAUGUGCAGAAAGAACUGACCGAAACUGAAACUGGGAAAUUCCUCGUAAAACACAAAGUAGAGAAACGCUCACUUUAUAAAGUUGUGGUGAGUAUUGGAGGAAAGGAAAUCAAAAACUCACCACAGAACAUUGAGACAAUCGAUGCUAAAGCAGAAUUUGAAUCCUUGGCGAUAAUUGAUGUCAAAGAGAGGAUGUCCGGCCCUAUUGCACUUGAUGUAAGUCAUAGUGGUGAUAUUGCUGUGGUUAAUAAUUCCUAUUUUGAAAAGGAUUUCCGUGUUGUGUUGUUCAAUGCUGAUGGAGAGUAUUUGCGAGACAUUGGUGGUGCAGGAUCAGGAGAUGGUCAGCUGAGUGAUCCAACUGGAGUCAUCUUCAAUGAGGAUAAAAUAGUGAUCACCGAUAAUCCAGGUGAUCGUGGCUGUAUCAAGGUAUUUGGCAUCGAUGGUAACUACAAAAGAACUCUUUGCAAACUACCUGAAGGAAUGAUGUUGCAAAGAAUGUGUACAGUCAAUCAAACUAUGGCGUGUUUGUAUUACAAUAAGAAUAGAAAAGAGACAUUUAUUAAAUUGUUUGACAUACACAGUUGUGAUCACCUUCAUGACAUCAAACUUGAUGUUCCUGAUGAUGUUCAUGGGAUGCCUGUCUCAUUAGCUUAUGACAACAAUAAGUACUUUGUAUCGUUUUAUAGUAUGAGCAUUGUUUAUGUUUUUGACGAGAAUGGUGGUCUACUGUACACGAUUGGAAUGAAAGGCAACAAAAAAGGUCAGUUUAACGGUGUAAGUGGACUUGCCGUGUUUGGUAAAGAAAUGCUUCUUGUCUGUGAUGGAUAUAAUCACCGCGUACAAGUCUUCAGUCAAGACGGUCAGUUCAUAAAUUCCUUUGGUAGUAAAGGUGCAGGUCUUGGUCAAAUGAAUGAUCCGUAUGACGUUUCUGUUACACCAGAAGGUCGAGUAUUUGUGCUUGAAUGGAAUGGCAAACGAGUGCAGGUGUGGAGAUGA